GCUCAUUUUCUUGCAUCCACAAAACCAAAACCAAAACCAAAUUGCUUUGCACUACUAAAAAACUAUCGUCUUGCUUUCCAAGCAAUCACUACCAUGGGGAACUGCUUGGUGCUGCAAGAGAACGUUGUGAAGAUCGUGAAAACCGAUGGGAAAGUUCUUGAAUACAAAACACCCAUCAAAGUGGAAGAGGUUCUGAUACAAUUUUCAGGCCAUGCAGUAUCAGAAUCACUCACAGUGCUGCGGUAUCUUGAGCCACAUACAAAACUUCUUAGAGGGCAGUUAUAUUACCUAGUGCCUCUGCCACCACCAUCACCAAAAACCAACAAGAAGGUGAGGUUUGCGGAACCAGAAGUCCAAGAUGUACAUAAAAGCAACGUGGUUAGGAUUAAGCUGGUUAUUAGUAAGCAAGAGCUGCAGAAUAUGCUGCAGAGUGAAGGGUUUUCGGUCAGUAAGAUGUUGUCUCUAGUUCAUGAGGAUUUGUCUCAAAAGGGUACUGAAUAUUUGUCUCAAAAGAGUGAGGAAGGGUGGAAACCAGCGUUUGAAAGCAUACCUGAAGUAAAGUAGCAAUAAAUUUGAAGUUCCAAUACAGUUUCUGGGUCCCUGCUUAUAAUUUUCCUUUUUUCUAGCUUGCCUUAUACAGUGUAUAACAAGAGAUAUAUAUUAGAGAAAGAUAAACAAACAAACAAAUAAAACUUUAGACUUCACUUUUGGCA
This is a messenger RNA of Glycine soja, 713 nucleotides long. RefSeq lists its product as uncharacterized. The transcript has a single exon. The coding region runs from base 94 to 564 and encodes 156 amino acids. NCBI's taxonomy places the organism in Eukaryota, Viridiplantae, Streptophyta, Magnoliopsida, Fabales, Fabaceae. The record is from RefSeq and is a predicted model, not a curated record.